Molecule: messenger RNA, 695 nt
Organism: Cygnus olor (mute swan)
Lineage: Eukaryota; Metazoa; Chordata; Aves; Anseriformes; Anatidae
Gene: TMEM141
Product: transmembrane protein 141
Exons: 5
Coding region: 61-474 (137 amino acids)
Source: RefSeq, a predicted model, not a curated record
CGGGCCCCGGGCCCCGCACGGCGAGGCGGGGGCGGCGCUGCGCGUCCGGGCGGCCCCGCCAUGGUGAACCUGGGGCUGCGGCGGGUGCAGGAGAGCGUGGCCGCCAAGCACCCGGCGCUGCAGCAGUACGCGGCGUGCCAGUCCCACGCCUUCAUGAAGGGCGUCGGCACCUUCCUGGCAGGCAGCGGAGCCGCUUUCGCCGUGCAGAAGCUGGUGAGCAAGAAGCUGCCGUACAGCCUCCAGUGGAACCUGUUGGUGUCCGUGGCUGCAGGAUCCCUUGCCAGCUAUAUGGUGACCAAAGCAGAGACACAGAAAUGCUCUGACUUCUGGAUUUACCUGGAGACGGGCAAGUCCCCACAGGAACUUGCCAUGGCCGAUGGGGUGUCUCAAGCUACAGAAAAUCUCAGCCCAGAGGACGCAGAGAAAGUCACACCACCUGUGAGGAGGAACAAGUACGGAGAUAUUGUGGAGUAGCCAGUGCAGCACAGUGUGCUAUGCCUGUGUCCUGCUGCUGCCGUCUUCACCCCUUCGUGUUUGCCUGAUGUGCCUGUGCUGCAUGGGAGUUGUCUGUAGUACUGCCAGGGAGCUUAGAUAAGUCAGUUGUGCAGUAUAUGCAUGUUGGAGACCUGAGACUCACAGGUGGUCUGUGUGUGAGCAUUGCACAUGGCAAACAUAAUAAAAGUCCAGAGCUGAAA